AUGGUGUCUGCCUUGGAGGAAGUCGGAAUUUGGCAUCAAAUUCGAGACUAUGGUGGCCUGAGUGCGCACAUCGAUACAACUAAUCUAUCUAAUGGCCAAAGACAUAUUUUAUGCAUUGCCCGUGCUAUCCUAUUUCCUGGUGAGAUCGUCAUCAUGGAUGAGCCUACGGCCGGAUUUGAUGAACACACCGAGAGAUUGAUCACGGGUCUUCUUCGUGAGAAGCUGAAAGGACGGACUUUAAUCUCAAUUACCCAUCAAAUCAAAACUGUGAUGGACUCAGAUCUGGUCAUGGUCUUGAAGCAUGGUGAAGUAUCUGAAUUAGGAGUACCACAAGAGCUUUUGAGUAGGCGAGGCAUGUUCUGGCAACUGUACUCGGCCAAGACAACAUAG
Penicillium vulpinum is the source of this 390-nucleotide messenger RNA. RefSeq names its product ABC transporter integral membrane type 1. Bases 1 to 390 code for a protein of 129 amino acids. The record is from RefSeq and is a predicted model, not a curated record. Gene Ontology annotation, biological process: transmembrane transport. Gene Ontology annotation, molecular function: ATPase-coupled transmembrane transporter activity; ATP hydrolysis activity; ATP binding. The transcript has a single exon. Lineage: Eukaryota; Fungi; Ascomycota; Eurotiomycetes; Eurotiales; Aspergillaceae. Gene Ontology annotation, cellular component: membrane.